Molecule: messenger RNA, 2961 nt
Organism: Kwoniella shivajii
Lineage: Eukaryota; Fungi; Basidiomycota; Tremellomycetes; Tremellales; Cryptococcaceae
Exons: 9
Coding region: 1-2961 (986 amino acids)
Source: RefSeq, a predicted model, not a curated record
AUGCCAGGAUCAACUUCGACAUCUUCAACUAAAACUUCUACAGUGAGGAAUCAAGCCAAAUCUGGUAAAAUAAAUCCUAUUUGGUAUACAUACGCUUGUGCGACUUUAGUCGCUGCUGUCGUACUAGGUAAUCUAUUGAGGUAUACUUUUCUAGAUUGGUCAGAUCCAUAUCAUUGUUCUGCAUUGUUGAACACUGGUACGGGAAAAUGGUUGGAUCCUGGUGUUUGGAGAAAUUGGCAAUCUGAAGGCUGCUUCCAGUUACCAUUACCAGGAGCGAAAUUUCAAAAAUGUCUUUCUAUACCAGGAGCCAAUACUCCCAAAUCCCCUUUCUCAUCGUCACACGAUCAAAAACGAACAGCUAUAUUCGUUGGGGAUUCCAAUGUACGGCAAUUAUAUUUCGCAGCUGCACGCACAGUCGGAGGGGUAUCAAAAGCCUGGGAAUCGGAAGGAGAGAAACACACAGAUAGGACUUUAUCCUUAGUGGAUCCUGAUCGGAAUGGAGGAGAACUGGAAUUGGAAUUCUGGUGGGAUCCAUAUCUGAAUUCCUCCAAAACCGCUUCGCUACUUUCAGGUGCAAGGUCCGAACCUGCUGCUCUUCUUGUUAUGGGCUCAGGAUUAUGGUUCCUGCGAAAUCCAACUUCUGGUGGACUGGCUUCCUGGGGUGGAAUGAUUCACGAAACUUUCGAAUCAUUGAAGGAACACCAAGGAUCACCAAAAACAGCUUUGAUGAACCCUUGGGAUGAUAUGCGUCUUGGAUCAGGAGUGAUUUUACCCGGUUUAUUACCUACAGAUUCAUCUUCUCCUAUAAUCGAAUAUCGAAGAUCAUCUAUAUCACCUUUGCAUAAGCGAAACCUGACUUCCAGAGCAGGAUCAAGGGAUUUCUCAAUUGCAGAUUCGAUCAUCUUCUUACCUAUUCCUAAUCCGACACACGAGAAGCUUUCACCCUCAAGAGCUGCAACGAUCAUGCACACCGAUGUGGAGGCUAUGAAUGCCGACUUGUAUGCAAGAUUGACCCAUCCCGAUCCACCUCCAGUAAUAAUCCCUUCAGUAUUGAACGAUCUGCUGGUAGACGAAGAAACGGAAGAUGGACUUCAUUACUCAGAUAAGAUUAUGAAUAAACAAGCUGAAUUAUUGCUCAGUUGGAGAUGCAAUGAUAUCAUGAGAAAUGAUGGUGCUACCGGAACCUGUUGUAAGAGGUACGAUUGGGCUACACCUAUUCAAGCUCUAGUAUUGUUUUCAUUGGUUGUUUGGGCACCUGUCGGAAUGUUGAUAGCUUCAAGGCUUCCCUCAUCAUCCCCCUUUCUAAGCUAUCUUCCUUCAUCAAGUGUUGCACCCGCGCUCAGCACCUUUGGCCUAGCAAUGGGAUAUCUCUUCAUCGCAGAUCGAACGACAAUCUUCAUCAAGGAACAGAAAGAUUACGACGCAACUGUCUUUGGUGUGUUGACUGUUGUUGCCUUAGUAGCUGGUCUGGCGACAAUGAAAAAUGGUGGAAAAGAUUUAGGUUUUUUGAAUAGGGACAUCACGGACGAAUGGAAAGGUUGGAUGCAAAUUGCAAUUCUCAUAUAUCACUUCUUUGGCGCUUCCAAGAUAUCCGGUAUCUAUAAUCCGAUUCGAGUAUUAGUUGCUUCUUACUUGUUCAUGACUGGAUAUGGUCAUUUCUUCUUCUAUUACAAGAAAGCCGAUUUUGGUUUCCAGAGGAUAGCGAUGGUACUCGUUCGGCUCAAUCUCCUCUCAGUCGUACUUCCAUACACCAUGAACACGGACUAUGCGUUUUACUACUUUGCUCCUCUCGUCAGUUGGUGGUAUAUGAUCAUAUACUUCACGAUGGCUAUUGGAUCUAAACACAACGAACGACCUGCUUUCCUGAUCUCGAAGCUAAUUGCUUGUGCUGGCCUGGUCACUCUUUUCAUGCACUACACAUGGAUGAUGGCUAGUAUCUUCAAGGUCCUCAAUACCAUCUUCCGCAUCGAGUGGUCAGCCAAAGAAUGGUCAUUCCGAGUGACACUUGAUCUAUUUAUUGUAUGGGCAGGAAUGUUCUGCGCAUAUGGAUAUAUCAAAUUGAAAGAGUUCAAUCUACCCGAAAAACCAUGGUUCAAUACUGCUCGAACAGCAACAAUGGUUUCAAGUGUAUUAGGAAUGAUCUGGUAUUUCUACUUUGAACUUUCAUUGAAAAACAAAUUCAUAUAUAACAAUUAUCACUCGAUAGUUUGUUUCGUACCUAUUCUAUCAUUUGUCUUUUUAAGAAACGCUUCGCCGAUAUUACGUUCGACAACGUCAAGAUUGUUCUGCUUUGUCGGUCAAAUCUCUUUGGAGACUUUCAUCUUACAAUUCCACGGCUGGUUGGCAUCUGAUACUAAAGCCAUCUUACUCGUCAUACCGACAACGAAAUAUAGACCUUUCAACUUGGUUAUAUCAUCAAUCUGUUUCGUCUGGUUAAGUUAUAGAGUUUCAGGUGCGACUGGCGAAAUUACAGAAUAUCUAGUUGGAAAAAAGAAAUUACAACAAUUACCAACUACUUCUACCACGCCCAAUCCAUCUUCGUCGUCGUCGACCAGUAAACCGAGUGACAGUAACAGCGCUGCAAAUACAACAAAUACGAACACAACAAAAGUAGUACAUGAACUUGUUGAAGGUCCAAAAGAUGGCGCAGAAGGUGGUAUACCUGAAAGUAUACCAUUAAUGAAUCAAUCUAAGAAAGAUAUAGAACAAGGUGGGGAUCUAUCGACGCCUCAAAGCGAGUCUAUGGAAAGAAGGGAAAGUUGGCCUGCUUGGAUGGCAGCUACUGCAGCUUCGAUGACUGGAAGACCUUCUGUAGCAGGAUAUCAAAGUACAGAUAAACAAUGGAAAGAUCAAACUGUCCUUAGCGUCAUAAGUAAUAUAGGUAAUUUGGCUAAAAGAUAUAAUUCAAUUAAAUUAUCUUUGAUCUUGCUAGCUCUGUGGGUUCUGAAUUGGUUAUACUAG